Bactrocera oleae (olive fruit fly) is the source of this 7360-nucleotide messenger RNA. RefSeq lists its product as uncharacterized. The record is from RefSeq and is a predicted model, not a curated record. Lineage: Eukaryota; Metazoa; Arthropoda; Insecta; Diptera; Tephritidae. Gene Ontology annotation, cellular component: nucleus.
UGCUUUGACUGCCAGAAAAUACACACUUUCGGACUAGCUAGCCUCGGUCGAAUUCGGAGUGGGAAUGUUUUUCUCAAAAUGGCGCUCGGUCAGUAUAACGAGUAGACAGAAUAGAUGACGCGAAAAAGUGAAAAUUGACAACAAAAACGUGAUAUUUUUGUAAAAAUUUUAAUUGCAAAGUCUACCCAAGAACUUUCCUAAUAACGGUGAAGUGAAGUUUAUUACGUGAAUCCAUAAAAAGUGUGAAAAAAUUGAAAUUCUACAUAAAGUCAACGUAACGAGUUGCAGGAGAACGCGACGAGUCACGCAAGGCAGCGACAGCGUUGGGCAACGGCGCACAGAACGACCGGUCGAGCCGUUUUGCCGUGCAGCCACAACACGGUCGUAAUCCAGCUAGAUACAUAACGCAAGACAAAGUACAUAUUUGUGGUGCUCCACUGGUUUGCGAAUACUAAGUGAGCGGGUUUCGGUGUAGUACGGGACAAGUAAAAAAAAUCCCCAAACUAGAAGUUUUUUCGCACUGCAUAUAACACCAAUCGGAAGCAAAGCAAGUGCGUUUUGUUUUUGUAUUGUUGUGGGGAAGCGUUGAGACAUAAUCGGCAUUGAAAUUUUAGAUAAAGCAUUAUUACGUACAUUUUAUUCAGCGAUGAACGGGUUAUGCACUAGACUAGCAAUUUAUUGUGUUUGGUGUGUGUAAUAUGAUUUUUUAAUGCCUCCGCAGGCAACUCGUCGAAAUGUAAUAUUUUUGGCGCUGCAUAUCUAGUCUUAAUCACACAUUUACUACAAAAACUUUUCGUACAUCAAUAUGGAUCCCAAUUCAAGUCCCUGGUCCUAUGCUUAUAAUCGCAUUGUGCCAUCUGCCUCCAGCACUGGAUCUGCAGAAGAUUUUCAACAUCCACACUUGGCGCCUGCCCAAUCUUUAUUUCUACAGGCAGCACAUUCUGGUAUAGCUGCUAGCUUUAAUGCCGCAGCUGCUGGCAGCGGAAGUUUUGUAUCACCUUCACCCAUUGGCGGAUAUAAUCCAGUCUUUCAACAAAUCUACCAUCAUGCGGCUGCAGCUAGUGCACAACCAAAACCAGCCCACUACGCCUCAAGUGCUGUAAAUACACCAGUGCGUCAAAUACAAAUACCAUCAACGUUAGAUAAGCAAUUGACGAAUUUUCAAAAUCAAGCCGCUGUCGCUGUUGUAUCUUCAGCUGCCGCUGCAGCAGCAAAUAAUGCUGCUUCUAAUUACUAUGGUGAAAAUUCCUCAUCGAGCGGUGCUUCGCCAUCGCCCACAACAUCAGCAAUUACAUCAACAACGCUCAGUUGGAAUACACCGAUGAUAUCCAAUACAUUUCUGGCAAUGCAACAACAACAGCAACAGCAUCAGCAAACGCAACAGCAGCAACAUCAACAACAACAAGCGCAACAACCACAGUUGAAUUUAGUGGCCGAGAAGGUGCAAAUCAAACAGGAGAAGCCAUCCGACCUAAAAGCCUAUAAUGAUAUACUUUUAUAUCAGACGCAACUACAUCAACAACAACAACAGUUGCAACAGCAACAACAACAACAGCAAGAUGAAAUUAAUGCUACAAUUGACAAUGAUGCUGAAAUGUAUUGUACUAUUGAUGGUAAAAAUUAUAAAAUUGUACGCAAAGGUCAACAACAACAACUAAUACAAGUCGAUCAAAUACAUCAGAACGAUGUAAAUAGUUCAUAUGCUGCUGGCAGCACAACACCAGCACUCACAGUUGCUGUCGAUAAUGCUGUCUCACCACAUGUAAUUGUCUAUAAGACAGGCAGUGGUGGUGGUGCUGAAUCGCCGGCCUUGCGUCGUAAUAUUGCAGGUGCAGGCUCACCAGCUUCAGCCACAGUUGCUUAUUCGUCUGUGAUACAAAGUACACCGCAACAACAGCAACAGCUGCAGCAGCAUCAACAACAACAACAACAGCAACACGUUUCAGCGUGUUGGACUAAAAUCGAAGAUACCAAUGGUUCGGCGGACGGUGGUGCUAGUACGGAAGAUGUGAAAAAUGUUUUGCAAUUACAAGUGAAACAAGAAAAUCGUCAAUUGGGUUAUGUCACUGAUAAUGAUGUGGGCGAAAGUUUGAUAUUCAAUUUGCCACCUGGACUUGAAAUUAAACAAACUCUGUAUAAUCCAAAUACGGGUGCCCCAAUUAGUAAUUCGACUGUGUUGCAGCAUACGCAACAACAACAAGCACAAGCUCAAGCGCAGCAACAGCAGUUGUUAGCGCAGCAAAAUUUGUUCAAUAAUCAAAAAUUGCAGCAACAACAACAACAGCAACAACAUGUCGAAAAGCAACGGCGCCAGCAUAUGGUGGCUAAUAUGUUGGUAUCGCCUACGGCGAAUACAAAUAAUCAACAACAACAGCAGCAGCAACAACAACAAACUUCUUCCUCCCAAGCGUCACAGAUUCAAAUCAUACCCAAGGUUGAAGUGGAGCCGCCAAAGCAACUGCCUGCGAAACCUGCCAAAACACCGCGCAAGCGUCAACCGAAAAAGACGCUCGUUACGAACGACUAUGCGACGGUGCGCAGCCCACAGCAGGAUGUGGUGCAGCAUCAGCAACAACAGCAAGCACAACAACAACAACAGCAGCAACAGCAUCAUCAGCAGCAGCAGCAGCAGCAACAACAACAGCAGCAACAGCAACAACAACAACAAGCUACCUACUAUGAUUUCAAUAGUAAAUGGAAUACGCCCUUGAAGAUCGAGAACAAUACGCCGUCGCCGGUUGCGCAAGCGCCCGCCAUUAGCAUACCGACCUAUGUAAAUCCACAUGCCGCACAACAGCAACAGCAACAACAGCAGCAACAACAACAACAACAGGUGCAGCAGCAACAGCAACAGGUGGCAGCGCAACAACAGCAACAAAUACCGCAACCAGCGCAUAUGCAGUCAUCGCAAGCGCAGUCGCAGGCGCAUCUCACGAAUUUAUCUUCGUACUAUUCGAGCACAUUUCCACAACAAAUUGCUUCACAGUACACGGCAUGCAUGCAGCAGAAUGCAGCCACAGCUGGCGCCAUACCACAUACGCUUUAUAAUCUCAAUCAACCACAGCAACAGCAGCAGCAACCGCUGCAACAGUCACCGCCACAGCAGCAGCAACAACAACCACCUACACAACCGCCACAGCAGCAGCAGCAGCAAGCGCAGGCGCAAGUACAAGCACAACUACAGCAACAUGCGCCACAACAGCAGCAAACGCAACAACAACAACAGUCCAACGCAGAUGCACCGCCCGCUGCCAAUGAUCCGAGCAAUAAAGUGAUUGUGCCCAAUAUCGAAGAGGAAUUGGACUUUCUCACCGACGCUGUAGCGCCUAAACAGGGCUAUGCGAACUCUGCAACGAACUUGAACAAUAGCAAUGGGCGUAGUGCCACAAAUUUCGGCAUACGUCAUCCCCAAACGGAGGCACAAAGUGUUGGCAGCACGCCAGCGGUCCAUGCGCUCACUAAUAACGGCCUAACAGCGCCGGCGGCGGCGACGGGCGCAACGUUAGGCAAUAGUAUUGUACCGGGUAGCGAGCGUAGGCCGGUUGUUGGCACUUCGAUUGGCGAAAAAAAGACACAGUUCAUGGAUAGCUAUUUGAAGUUCCUGCAGGGUGAGCGUGACGAUUCGCCACCACCAGCUGUGGUUAAAAGUGGCCGCAAGGUGAACUAUCAACGUUCGCCGGGUGGCAAUACGGCAAAACGUACAAAAACCGGCAAUGGCAAUAACGAGGAGGCGGCAAGCGCUGGCGCGACUGGGCAAACGAGCGAGCAGCAGGCAAACCAGCAACAAGCAGGCGUUGUUGAUGAACAAAAUCCCGGUUUGUCGGCUGAUGACGCGCAUCGUAUUAAAAUACUCUCACAAACGCAGAUAUUGCCGAAGAAGCGACCACAGGCGCAUAUGGCGGCGGCGGCGGCAGCAGCUGCUGCUGCCGAGACAUCAGCUGCAGCCACAGCGAGCACAGCGUCGGUCAUACAGCAUCCAGCUGAGCAGCAGCAGCAGCAGCAACAGGCGCAACAACAGUUACAACAACAUCAGCAGCAGCAGCAACAACAGCAGCAGCAAUCAUUCCGCCCAUAUGGGCAGCAGAUUCCGACCCAAACACAACAACCGCAACAGGCGCAACAACAACAGCAACAACAGCAGCAGCAGCAACAUCCACAACAACAGCCACAGCAACAACAGCAACAAUACUGUGCACAAUUGGGGUUUAGCGGUGGUGGUGGCGGUGGCGGCGGCAGCAGUCAAGAUCCACUCACAUUGCCGCCACGACGCGAGCAAGGUCUACGCAAAGCGAAACAGACGAGCAUGCAUGCCAUGUUCAUGAGUACGGGCACAGCAGGUGGCGCUAGCGGCAGCGGUAUGGCCGAUAAUGAAGAUCAAGAGCCCGAUGAAUUCGCGGACUCCGAUACGGAUCCCGUUUGGACGCCACAAGACGAUGAUAGCGAUGAGGGCGGCAGAAGCUAUCGUCGGAAGACAUCGCGUAGAAAUAAGAGUGCACCGCGUAAAACUACUUAUAAUCAGCAGCCGGAGCAACAGCAACAACAAACGUCGCUCAAUCAAGUACAACCACAACAGCAACAACAACAACCGCAACAACAACAGCCACAGCAGCAGCAACAGUUGACGCAACAACAAAAUGUUGAUGGUUAUACACCGAAUAAGGCCAAUGCAUCAUCGUAUGCCAACGCCACGCACGAUGCGGACAAUUUUAAGACCGGUGAUUUCAUUGUACUCCGUUCCGAUUUGGUCAACGACUGGCCGAUCAUCUGGCAAGUGGACACCCAAUGUAUUCUACAAAAAUAUGAGCCAUUCUGCCAGAAUGGCAAAAUGUUCUAUCGCAACAUGUCAAUGUAUUCAUCAUGGAAUCUUGACUCAAAGAAGCUAUAUGUUAAGGCGCCCGUACGCAUACAAGUGCAAUCGCACAAGGAGACUAUUGUGGAAUUUAUGCGUUCCGAGCUGUUAGCCGACGAUACCGAGCAAUUUAUUGAGAAAAUUAUGGAAGACUAUUUGCGUUAUCGUGAUAACUUCGAAAUUUACAUACAAACAAUGAUAUCACAGGUGCUGGAUCCAAGCUUUUUCUUGGAAAUAACUAGAGAAAAGGAUGAAUACUUUUUGGGCAGCGUACGCAUUAUCGAUAGCAUAAUGGAUAAUUGUAAGCGUAAAUUACUCUCCAUUACGCCAUGGACGCGCAGUAUUAUCGUUUCAAUUGAAACUUAUCCCAAGUGUCAUGUAUUCACCGAGUGGGGACAAAAUAAUCUGACACAGAAAAAUUGUGGCGGUUGUCAUCAGCCAGGCAUAUCGGUGCGCUUUCUGCUGUUUGGUAAUCCCUAUCAUGCCAAUACGAUGCAACCGGUGCCCGUGGAUACGCGCUUGGCUUGUGAGAAGGACAUACUGUUGUGUCGCAUUUGCGCUGCCCGUGCUGAUAUAUUCCAUAAGAUUGCUCAUGAAAAGUAUAAUUUGUAUAUACAUUGUUCGUCACGUGUUGGUGAACAACAACAAGAAUAUCCGGGCAAAUCGUCAACGGAAAUUUUAAACGAUCUACUAGCCGAACACAAUUGGGUGGAUGAGUUAUUCCGCAAUAUGCGCAACUCCUGGGCUGAGGUGGAAAGUUUAGAACGUCAAAAACGUUUUCGUGAAGUCUCACAAUAAAAUUAAUCUACUGUAAUAUGAAUAUAUAUUUAAUAACUACGCAUCAGCAACGCUGGUAUUGGUGCUCAUACAUAUGUACAUGCUGAAUAAAUUCAGCCGAUAAGUUGCCGUGCAAUAAACAGCCCAGCAAGAAAAACUAACGAAAUUCCUUAUACAAUUCUAACUACACCGAAGCAAAAGUGCAGAAACAAAAUUAAUGCAAUGAAUAAAGUAUAAUUAACGUAAAUGUUAGCAGAAAUAAAUAUUCUUGUACCAACUGUUAUUAGCGCGUCUGAGCCAGCGCAAACUUAUGCGCCUGCAAACAACGUACAGGUGUGCGCUAAGCGGCGUUUUUAAGCGCCAUGCAAAAUACAAAUCUAUAUAAAAAGUAUAAAAUAGCAGUUACUAAGUAUCUAAAUACAUAUAUUACAUACUACGUAUACAAAUACAUAUACAUAUAUACAAUACAGUUUAGCAUAUAAUAUGCAUUUUUUUAUGUGCAUAAGCAUAAGUUAACCUAAAAAUUGGUUGACAAGCAUUAUUGUAGUUUACAUGUUUUUUUAAUAAGUUUAGUAUAAAAAUAUUUACUAUUUCUAUUUUUACGAAUAUAAAUAUUUUCGUUUUGGUGCGCAAGGCUUGGUAUGUGCUCAUGUGCGCGUUUUGGUUUUGAGUGGAGAAAAUUGUUAAUUUCAUAAAAUGCGGUGUGUUUAAAAUUUAUUGAGUUUAAAUCUAGAUUGCAAGAAUUUCUUUAAAUUCCUUUUUUUAAAAAUUUGUAUUUUUUUAAUUUUUGGUUUUUUUAAUUUUUGUAAGUUUUUGAAGUAAAAAAGUGCGUGACACCAUUGUUUUUUUAUUUUUGUUUAAACAUUUUUUUCACAUCUUUGUCUUGUUUUUUUUUAUUAAAAAAUUUUUUAUUUUAUUUCCAAAUUUUUUUUUAUUAAAAACUUAUUUUCAAAAUUUUUUUUAUUAUUUUAUUUUAUUUUCAAAAUUUCUUUUAUUAUUUUAUUUUAUUUUCAAAUUUUUUUUUAUUAAAAACUUUUAUUUUUUUUAUUUCCUCUUUUAAUUUUGGUUUUAAAAAUUUUUAUUUUGUUUAAAUGUUUAUAUUUUAAAUUGUUAAUAUUUUGUUUCAAAAUAUUUUUUUUUCUGUUACAAAAAUGUUUUUAUUUUUAUUUUUCUGUUUCUGUUUCAAAAAUGUUUUUUUUUUCUGUUUAAAAAAAUGUAUUUUUCUGUUUCAAAAUUGUGUGUUUUUGUUUUGUUUCAAAAUUUUUAUUUUGUUUAAAAAGUAUAUAUUGUUAAUUUUUUGUUUAAAAUUUUUUUUUUAUUUCUAUUUCAAGUUUUUUUUUUAUCUUUUCGGUUUCUGUUUCAAAAAAAUUAAUUUUUCGUAUGGUUUUCUACUAAAAAAUAAUUUUAAAAUAGUUAUAGAGCUAUAAAAAACAACAAGAAAUAAAACUAAAUUUUAAUAUCUAUGCUUUAACCUUUUUUUUUUGUAAUUUAACCAAUAAUAUCAAGCCUUGCGUUCACUAAAUGCAUUAAACUAUUUCGUUUUCCACCGCAUUUUCAAAUUUUCAUAAGCAAAUACUUUAUUUUAAACGUAAAUAAUUUUUUUUUUUUUGCUUUCUAAUAUUAAAUUUUAAUUUUCUAUGCAUUGCAACUAAAACACAAACUACGAAAGACACCAAAAACGCAAAACACUAAAUGCGCGUCAAGUGUUGUGAAAUAUUUUAAAACUUCUUAUAA